Molecule: messenger RNA, 6168 nt
Organism: Phanerochaete carnosa HHB-10118-sp
Lineage: Eukaryota; Fungi; Basidiomycota; Agaricomycetes; Polyporales; Phanerochaetaceae
Exons: 7
Coding region: 2002-5850 (1282 amino acids)
Biological process (GO): protein phosphorylation
Molecular function (GO): ATP binding; protein kinase activity; protein binding
Source: RefSeq, a predicted model, not a curated record
CUCUCUCCUCUCCUAGCCUGCGCUCCCACUCCUUUCGUCUUGUCCUUAACGAGGUCACUCUCCCCCGCGAACGACCUCGACGACACUCAUUGGCUUGCAAGUGUGCAUGACCGUUCUGGUGGUACGCAGUUUCCUGAUCACUAGGACGCAUUCCGAACGGCUUAUCCAACUUUCUUCGGAUCGCUUCGCGCCUUGUCGUAAUCUCUCCACCGUCCCGCACAUUGCAUGACCAUUCUCUACUGCUCUUCGACUCUUCUGGUUAGUUCUCCUUCAGAACCGUCGGAGUUGUCUCGGUCGGCACCGUAUGUCAUAGCGUUCCCUGUGCUCAGGUGAGUGUCCGGCUCGCUACUCCUUGCUCUGCAUCUCCAUUGACCGUGCAUCGUGUUCGCGAACUCUCUCUGUCUCCUCGUGUUCUUCAACCCCGCAUGAUCGACAGUCUUAGCAUUACCGGGCCCAAAACGCAUCGUUCCCCCCGACACGUUCGCUCAUGGCCACAGCAAUCCUGCCUUCUCAGAAACCUAGCGCGCACAUCUCCGGUCCCUUUCAUAUGGCGCCUUCAUCCAACAUAGACGCGCCGUCUUCUCGUCGAGCAGCUGUCGCGUCUCCAUCUCGGCACCAGCCAUCAAAUUCCCAGCCGUCCUCCCCCACGCCAUCCGAAAACCGUCAACGAACAUUCAGUCGCCUGCGCACGUCGCUUGAGAAUACCCUUCGCACAGGGAGUAGGCUGCGAAGCAAAGCAUCCGUGGAUGAAGUAGGCACGAUCUCGGCGGGCAAGGGCAAGGAGAGGGCCGCUCCAGGGUCAGAGGACGUGGUGGUAACGAAGGAGAGAUCGAAAGCAAGCAUGUUAUCUAAGGUUUCUUUCCGCCGCCCUGGUGGUAAAGAACCCACUGCCCAAUUAGCUGCCUUGCCCGCUGCAUCCGGCUCCAGGGUAGAAGUGAACAAAGUGGAGAGAGAUAGGGACAAGGGCAAAGUUCGUGAGGCAGGCCAUACACCCUUCGAGGCGCCAUCGCUCCGGCAGGCAAGCAUGUCUUCACCCGCCGUCCAUCUCGCCUCGGAGGCCUUCCCGUCGCCGUACUCUCAGCCGUUCGCGCUGCCCGCCGCGUCGUCCUCCAAUGUCUCAGCUUUGAUCUCUCCACCCCGGGAACGACUAAGGAAAGCGAAUGACAAAGGCACCAUCAACGCAAAGGGGAUCAGCACCCCACUUCCCCUAGCUGCGAAGCGAGAUUCUCGGUCCAACGGCACGUCCUCACCUUCGGUGGAACCCAAAGCUCCCAAGCACAGACCACCACCUGUGUCGACCGUACUAGCCAACGCCGGAACACCGAGAGGGCGUGCUUCACUUGAUUCUCAGCGGGACACGUCGACUUCAAGUCGAACGCGGGCGGGUCCACGCUCGGCAGACUUGAUACCACCAUUGCCAACACCGAAAGCUGGACACGUUGCGGCGACACUUACGAAGCGAGCCGCAGCAAGCACGAGCCAUCUGCCCUUGGGAGAUAACGCUCCCGGCUCAUCAACAGCCCCGGGUCCCUUGAAUCCACGGCAACAUCGAUCACCUUCUCGCACUCCGACACAUCGAGCUCAACAGCCGUCCGCCUCGGUAUCAAGCUCGCAUCUCCCCCUAUCUUCGUCCACACCUACAGCAGUGCGCAGACCAUCUGGCGAAGUCCUACGGCGAUCCGUAGAAGUCCCCAGAAGGAGCGUUUCACCGGCUACAUCUCGCGCAGCUUCUCCUUCCACAUCCAUACGACCCAGUGCGCCAUCGCCUUCACAACGCAACUACUCACCUGUCUUUGGACAGUUUCGCGGCGUCAACGCUUCCACGACGUCUUUGGCAACGGCAGCCACAGCUGAACACCGCGAGCUCGUGCGGAAUGCGUCUAGUUUGCUUGUCAAGGAAAUGCUGAAGCCGCCAUCGCAAGUACGAGAUUUUGGAUUGGAUUCGAAGGAGUACGAAGAGGUAGAGGUUCGGUUGCGGUCGUUAGCAAGGUUGGAGAGGAUAUGGGGAAAGAGCGGGAUGGGGUCUGUGAAUACCACCCUGGCGGGUUAACAGGGUUGGGUGCGGGUGGUGAGGAGCGGGAGCGAAGGCAUUUCGGCGAGGCCUUGCGGGACGGUUAUGUACUCUGCCAGCUCGCAAACAAGCUGCAUCCCGGUCUCAUUUCCCGAGUCGACAAGCGCGAAGAUGGGUUUGUGCGGACGUCCAACGUCACCAAGUUUCUCGCCGCCUGCUCGUCCCUGGGCGUUCCCCCCGAGGAGUUGUUUCACCGAGAUGAUCUCAUCGAGAGUACGCCAGACUCUAUGGCCCGCGUUGCGAAGAGCAUCAUGGCGCUGCUACGAGUUACGGAGUUCCCAUCAAUCGACAAGUCGAAGUUUAUCCAGGGUCAGGGCUCGCCAGUGCAUCGAUCGCCGAACAAUCCGUACGGUCACGGUACCCUCAACAGGGCAGCUGCGUCGACGCCAAAUCUUGGCACGGCACAGCGUUCCGUUUCUCCACCCACGCUUGGCACACCGAGGCAGAGGAAGCGAAUUAGCCCGCCUCACCCCACUCUACCGACGGUGCGGUCCGAUAGCCCUAACGAGUCGGACUCAGAGGGCAGUAAGACCGCGGGACAUCUGGAGAGCUCCAAAGGUCCAAGCGACAGCGAGGCAGAUGAUGUCUAUCAAGCACCUCGACUUCCGUCUCGGACCCCCUUGCGCCCCAAGGCAGCAGUGGCGGCGGACAGGACCUCUGUGGCCGACUCCACACGGGCAUCGGUCGGCGACUCCAUUCGUGCUUCGCUGGCAGACUCGCUGGUGCCUUCUUCAGCAAUGCGCCAGUCGACUUCGUCCAGCCAGAUGACGGACACCACGGGCACCUCGAGCCUUCUGGACCUGCGGAGCAGGCGCAACAGCGAGUCGCAGAACAGCAGGUUCGGGACGCUCAGGACAAUGACCACCGAGGCCACAUCGUAUAUUCCGUCGGAGAACACUUCGCUCAGCCAGACUGAUGCCAAGUUCCUCGCAGAGGAGAUGUCCAGGUGGCGAAGUGCAGAGUUACAGAGGCCUCCGCGCGAGCGAAGGCCGAGUGAGACUGCCGUUGCAGACCUGACGAGGGUGAUCGAGGAGGUAGAGGAUAGCAGUACGAGCGCCAAAGCAGCGAGUCGGACACGAAGUUCAAAUGGCAACGGCUCGGCGGAACCAGCACCGCAGAGACCCAAGCUGUCAGCGAUUAGGAUGGGGAAGGGCAAGUGGCCGGACGAUUUCUUGGAUGCUUUUCCUGCUCAGAGGGAGCCUAGCACCGCCUUCUUGGACGAAGAGGACCUGCGCCCGCCAUCUCCACUAUCGCAAUCCCCUCGACCACUGUCACCGCCGGCGUCGCCGCUGUCCAUCUCGCCGCCGCGAAAGCUUGUCCUCGGUGGUGCAUCGCGAUCUAAUGGGAGUGUCGAGUCCUUACCACAGUUCUCACGCCGGCCAAGUCACAGGUCGAGGCACAGCGUCGACACGCCGGGCUUGUUGUCCAAGUCCGACGUCCUGCAUCGCGGAGAUUCGAGUCCGGAUGGUAGCGGCGUCUCUGGCAGCCCGAGGAUCAUGCUCAGGCGGAGCAGCACGAGGGCCGGCCCUAUGAAUCGUAACGGCAUCUACAUCCCGCGCAACGACUCGGAGGACCCGCCUCCUCCUAGCGACGACACAAUCUCUGUACCAUUCCCAUCGAGGAGGGCAUCGGGCGAGGCGUCGCCGAUCCCGUCGCAGGCCGUGCACUUCUCGCCAGACCUGGUCGCGAAGACGUCGUCGGGUGCAUUGGCAGAGGAGCGUCCGCGCAUGCCCAGAGGCCGCUUCCAGAGCGAGAUCGACGGCUCCAGCUCGCGGCGGCGACCCCGCCCACAGUCGUUUGACGAUUCUGGCGCGAGGCCUCGUCGAUCGCGGUUCGAGAGCAUGGUCAACUUGGGCGCCGCCAGUGGCACUGCGAGUGCGAGCGAUCUCAUGCCCCGGAACGAAGGCAGCGCUGUCCGCCAGACGUUGAUUGUCAAGGAGGACGGCAAGCUUUCGACACAAUUUCAACUUGGCAACUGCAUCGGCAGAGGACAGUUCGGAGCGGUAUACAGAGCGCUGAAUCUGAACACGGGUCAGAUGGUUGCUGUUAAGCGCAUCGGCUUGGAUGGUUUGAAGGAAGAGGAGAUCUCGCAGCUCAUGAAGGAGGUCGAUCUCGUUAAGAGUCUUUCACAUCCGAGCAUCGUCAAGUACGAGGGCAUGGCUAGGGAUGAAAACACACUGAGUAUUGUGCUCGAGUACGCCGAGAACGGCUCGCUCGGCCAGACCCUCAAGGCGUUCGGCAAGCUGAAUGAGCGUCUCGUGGCGGGUUACGUCGUCAAGAUCCUGGAAGGUCUGCACUACCUGCACCAGAGCGAUGUCGUGCACUGUGACCUGAAGGCUGCUAACAUCUUGACGACGAAGAACGGGAACGUGAAGCUCUCGGACUUUGGUGUCUCUCUCAACUUACGCGCGAUGGAGAGGGAGAUGAAGGAUGUCGCCGGCACGCCGAACUGGAUGGCUCCCGAGGUAAUCGAGCUCAAGGGCGCUUCCACCAAGUCGGACAUCUGGUCGCUUGGUUGCACAGUCAUCGAGCUACUGACGGGCCGUCCUCCGUACGGCGAGAUUGCCAACACUAUGUCCGUCAUGUUCCGUAUCGUCGAAGAUGAUAUGCCUCCGCUCCCUGAUAGCAGCUCGGGUCUCCUCAAGGACUUUCUGCGCCAGUGCUUUCACAAGGACCCCGGCAUGCGCCCUAACGCAGAGGAUCUGUGCGAGCACGAGUGGCUCAGGCAGAACUGGGCUGCGCACAACAAGGAAAUCCGCCCGCAGGACAGCAUUCCCUUCCUGCGCCGCGUCAGCGCGGAUCUGCAGAAGUCCGAGGUCAUCAAAUACCUCGCCAAGGUUGAGAUGCCUGAGCUUGACCGCGUCACCCCUCGUUCUACGCCUGAGAUUGCGCCGCAGGCGCCUAUAUCUCGCCGGCUAUCUCACGAUACUCUCACCCCCCGUGACCAUACGUUUGUGAAGACGACCUUUGCGAAGCCGGUGAUCUGUCGCGUCUGCCAUUCAAGUGUAAAGAAGAAUGCCGUACUGUGUGAAUCGUGCAGCCUCAUCUGCCACACUCGCUGUUCCCAUAAUGCUCCUCCCACCUGUGACCUUCGUGCCCAGCUACUUCUCUACGCCCAAUAUGCGGAGAAUGGGACUCCCAACAGUGCAUUCAGCAAUCCUCUCGAGUUCCUUGCUGCCCAUAGCGCGCUCCAUACCCCGCCAACGCCCAUGUCCGAUGCCGGAAUGUCCUCCAGGACCAGUGUCGAUGCCUCCGUUACUUCUUAUACUACGCCUCCACAUUCGCCUCCGCCUCCUCACCAUCCUCCUACGGCCUUCAAAGUUCUUAAGGCUUUCAAACGCUCCCGAUCUUCCCUUAACAACCAUAACGACACUGACCAGACCAGCACGUCCAGCCCGUCCAGGAACUUAUCUCGGAAGACCUCAAUCUUGAGACGCAACCCGCCUCCUCCAGUCCAGGAGCGCCCCUCUUCUAUCGCCAGCAGCAGCACAUCCCCGCCAAGCUCGAGUCUGCGCAGCGCCGUGACGGCCGAGAGCUUCCAAAGCCGACCCGAGACCGUGCGUCGGUCCGCGAUCUCCAUCGUGGAGACUGAUGUCUCUGUCGGAGAGCGCACCGACCACCGGCUUUCUAGAAUGACCUCGUUCUCGGGUGUAUCCAUGGUUGACACCGAGGAUGCACGGUCCUUUGCCGCAACAGGUGAAACGUUCUCGGGCACCAUGCGGGACAGCGGGAAGAGACGCGAAGCGAAGGGCGACAAGAGCGGGUGUCUCGUGCAGUGAAUGCUCCUCACUCCCUUCCUCUCCUGUGAUAUCUAUAUUUUUGCCCCCUCUUUGUGUCAUAAACGCUUUGUCUUCUUGCUAUGCUCUGGAUAUUCUUUCGCAUCAUACUCGUGUAUCAUAUACCAUUCACGCACAUGCAGCUCCUUCCAUUGCAAUUUCUCAUCAUCACUCAGAGACCCUUUGUUCGCGUACAUAUCGCUUCAGGUCGCCCUUAUGUUCACGGCCUCUGUAAUUGAUUCCUGCAGUAAUCGCAUGUCUCCGUCACUCAAUAAUUUCUCUGGUCCUCGUAAUUUUUCUGCUCUUCAGUUUCAUGUCUGG